Messenger RNA from Dictyostelium discoideum AX4, 708 nucleotides. RefSeq names its product transmembrane protein (gene mpdu1). The transcript has 5 exons. The record is from RefSeq and is a predicted model, not a curated record. NCBI's taxonomy places the organism in Eukaryota, Evosea, Eumycetozoa, Dictyosteliales, Dictyosteliaceae. Gene Ontology annotation, cellular component: membrane. The coding region runs from base 1 to 708 and encodes 235 amino acids.
AUGGAAUCAGUUAUUGGACAAGUAAAUCAAGUAAUUAAAACUACAUUAGGACCAGAAUGGGAUUUAAGUUUACUCAUUAGUAAAGCUUUAGGUUAUGGAAUUAUUGCAGGCUCAUUAUUAUUAAAAGUACCACAAAUACUUAAAGUUGCAAGUAGCAAAUCUGCAGAAUCUUUAUCUGCUUCAUCAAUUGCCAUGGAAAAUAUUGGUUUCACAAUUUCACUCCUUGCAGGUUAUAAAUUAUUGAAUCCAUUUUCAACCUAUGGUGAAAGUGCAUUCAUUUUAGUUCAAAAUUUCUUCCUUUUAAUUUUAGUUUUAAAAUAUACUCAAAAAUUAAAUGCUGUCUUUUUUACUGGUUUAGCUUUAUAUGCAGGAGCUGUUUUUGCUGCAUUAAAUUAUGUCGAUAACGAUGGUUUCAAUUUAUUAUUGAAACUCAAUAUUCCAUUAUUCAUUAUUAGCAAAUUCCCACAAAUCAUUACCAUCAUCAAGAAUAAGAGUGUUGGUCAACUUUCAUUCAUUACUUGUUUCUUAAAUUUGGCUGGUAGUUUAGCACGUGUUUUCACAACCAUCAAAGAAGUUAAUAAUCCAGUUAUUUUAUUAAGUUAUGGAAUUGGAAGUUUCUUAAAUAGUAUUAUUUUAAUCCUCUUCUUUGUAUAUGGAACUAAAAAAGUACCAGCAAGAAAACAAGUUGGUACUAAGAAAACAAAUUAA